UCGAACACGGACCGACAGACUCGAGCUGCUUCACACUGAUCCAACCCCACCGGGCCUCUCCCGCCGCCGCGCUCUCUCGCCGGCAGCCCCUACGCCAACUCGUCCUCGAAUCGUGCGCCUCCGCAUCUGCGAUGGCCUCCAUGCCGCCGGUGGCAAGGAAGGUGCCGCACGAGCUGGCGGAGCAUGGCGACGUCCGCGUCGACUGCUACUACUGGCUCCGCGACUACUCCCGCUCCGAUCCCGCCGUCCUCGCCCACCUCCGCGCCGAGAACGACUACACGGCCGCCCUCAUGUCUGAUGUCAAACACAUCGAGGAUGAAAUAUUUGCUGAAAUUCGAGGAAGAAUCAAGGAAGAUGAUACAGAUGUGCCUGUUCGCAGAGGGCAGUAUUACUACUAUGAAAGAACAUUGUCUGGCAAGGAGUAUGUACAACACUGCAGGCGUCUUGUACCAACAGAUGGCCAUAUUACAGUCUUCGAUGCAAUGCCCGUAGGACUUGAUGCCCCUGAUGAGCAUAUUGUCUUGGAUGAGAAUGUAAAGUCUGAGGGCCAUGAUUAUUACAGCAUCGGGGCUUUCAAGGUCAGUCCCAGCGGUAGGCUAGUUGCUUAUGGAGAAGAUACUAACGGUGACGAAGCCUACACGCUUUAUGUCAUUGAUGCGGAGAGUGGAGAAUAUGUUGGGCAACCACUUAAAGGAGUUACUUCUGACAUUGAGUGGGCUGGUGAUGAUUACCUUGUUUACAUUACAAUGGACAGCCUUCAUCGACCAGAUAAAGUAUGCCUACACAAGUUAGGAUCUGAUCAAUCUAAUGAUAUGUGCCUGUAUCAUGAAAAAGAUGACAUAUUUUCACUUGGUCUUCAAGCUUCAGAAAGCAAGCAAUAUUUAUUUGUUAGAUCAGAAAGCAAAAGCACAAGCUUUAUAUUCCACCUAGACAUCUCCAAACAGAACAAGCAGCUUGAAGUUUUGACACCUCGCUUGUAUGGCAUUGAUACAGCAGCUAGUCAUCGUGGAAACCAUUUCUAUAUUAAGAGGCGAAGUGAAGAUUUCUACAACUCUGAACUGGUUGCUUGCCCAUCGAAUAAUGUUGCUGAGGCCACUGUCUUGCUAUCACACAGAGAAAGUGUGAAAAUUCAGGACUUCCAGCUCUUUGAGAAUCAUAUUGCUGUCUAUGAGUGUGAGAAUGGUCUACCAAAAAUAACUGUAUAUGGCUUACCGGCCAGUGGAGAGGCACUUGGGAAACUUCAAGGUGGACGGGAAAUUGAUUUUGUUGAUCCAGCAUAUGCAGUGGAACCCGAGGAGUCACAGUUCCAUUCAUCUAUUAUUAGGUUUCAUUAUAGCUCACUGAAGACACCACCCUCGGUGUUUGACUAUGAUAUGGAUUCAGGGGUGUCUGUAUUGAAGAAAAUUAAUACUGUUUUAGGUGGAUUUGAUUCAUCAAAUUAUGUAUCAGAAAGAAAAUGGGCUGCCGCUUCUGAUGGAACACAGAUCCCUAUCUCCAUUAUAUAUAGAAAAGAUCUUGUGCAGCUCGAUGGCUCAGACCCCAUGCUGCUAUCUGGCUUUGGCUCCUAUGAGAUAUGCAUAGAUCCGAGUUUCAGUGGAUCAAUAUUCUCUCUAGUAGAUAGGGGGUUUGUACAUGCGAUAGCUCAUGUUCGUGGAUGUGGGGAAAUGGGCCGGAAGUGGUAUGAAGAUGGAAAGCUGUUGAAGAAGAAAAACACCUUCACUGAUUUCAUUGCUUGUGCUGAGCACUUGAUGAAAAGCAAAUACUGUUCAAAGGAAAAGCUUUGCAUUAGUGGCAAAAGUGCAGGUGGCCUAUUGAUGGGCGCUGUCCUAAAUAUGAGGCCUGACUUAUUCAAGGCUGCCAUUGUUGGGGUCCCUUUUGUUGAUGCUCUCACAACUAUGCUUGAUCCAACCAUUCCAUUGACCACAGCUGAAUGGGAGGAGUGGGGUGAUCCAAGGGAAGAAGAAUACUAUUAUUAUAUGAAAUCAUAUUCUCCUGUUGACAACGUGAAAGCACAAGAGUAUCCCCACAUUCUCGUCACGGCCGGCUUAAACGAUCCUUGCGUGAUGUACUCGGAACCUGCCAAGUUUGUGGCUAAGCUGAGGGAAUUGAAAAGGGAUGACAACCUUCUGCUAUUCAAGUGUGAAGUAGGUGCCGGACACAACUCAAAGUCUGGAAGGUUCGAGAAAUUGCGGGAGGACGCCUUUUCUUACACGUGUCUCCUCAAGGCACUGGGCAUGACAAAUACGGCUUGAUUGUGCCGGGCUAUCCGGCGUAUGAGGUCUAGUUUGUUCUGAACCCUCUUCGUAGAGUUUGGUGUCUUCCUAGCUGGCUAUACGGAUCUUACUUUCUUAGUUUAGCGACGGGACAACUCUAGUGUUGACGUUCUCGAUGCUCUAUCGACACGUGUGAGACAUAAAAACAGAGGAGUUCCCGAGGAUUUUGUUUUCUUCGGAGCUAAUUUGAGACGGGGAUUUGUAGCACGUAGGUGGGCAUGCACCCCUUUUUUCUUA
Molecule: messenger RNA, 2510 nt
Organism: Triticum dicoccoides
Lineage: Eukaryota; Viridiplantae; Streptophyta; Magnoliopsida; Poales; Poaceae
Product: protease 2-like
Exons: 11
Coding region: 132-2252 (706 amino acids)
Biological process (GO): proteolysis
Cellular component (GO): cytosol
Molecular function (GO): serine-type endopeptidase activity
Source: RefSeq, a predicted model, not a curated record